AGAUGUGUAUGUAGGCUGGCCUGGCCGCACACAUGACGCUCGUGUGCUGUCCAGCUCUCCCAUUUUCCAAAUGGCAGAAGAAAAUGGUGGCUACCUGUUUCCACAUGAGAACUCAAGGAUUGUGAAUGGAGUUGAGGUUCCUGUCCCUUUAAUUGGUGAUGCUGCAUACCCACUCAAGAAAUGGCUUAUGAAGGGUUUCACAAAUCACCAAGCGCUGACCCCUCAACAACGGCUGUACAACUACCGACUGAGCUCAGCACGAAUGGUUGUCGAGAACGCCUUCGGACGACUCAAAGGGCGUUGGCGGUGCUUACUGAAGCGCAACGAUGUCAACACCGCACUGAUGUCAGAUGUUGUUGCUGUUUCUUGUGUUCUGCACAAUAUUUGUGAGAUGCACGAAGAAACGUUUCUGCCUGACUGGAACAUCACAGAUGUUUUGCAAGAGCCAGCGCAAGAUGUUUUCCAGGGAGUGGGAGGCCGUAAUGCUCAAGCAAUUCGGGAGGCUAUGAAAACGCUCUUCUAAAUUGUUUACACUGUUACAUGCACAUCCAUCUGUACCAAAAGCUGUGAAAUUACGCAUGAAAAACAAAUAAAACAUGUCAACAAUUCUCAAUAAAAAAUAAUUUAUUUUGGAUAGAAUAUAAAGUGUGUUGUGCCUGUUUACAUCAAAUGUAACCAUUUCAAGUUCACAGUAUGACAAAAAUAAACAAUAUAAAACAAAAAUUAAGUUUAAUUGGAAAAAAAGUGUAUUAAGAUAUAAAGAAAAUAAGUGUAUAUAAUGGA
Molecule: messenger RNA, 783 nt
Organism: Carassius gibelio (silver crucian carp)
Lineage: Eukaryota; Metazoa; Chordata; Actinopteri; Cypriniformes; Cyprinidae
Product: putative nuclease HARBI1
Exons: 2
Coding region: 71-523 (150 amino acids)
Source: RefSeq, a predicted model, not a curated record